UUUCUCUCUAAUCUGAAUAUUUAUUUGUAAUGGCUUCAAGAUUUUUAACUAUCUUUUUCAUAACAAUUUUUGUAAUUACCACAACAUUUGCGCGUGUGCUAAAUCAAAGAGAUAUUUAUAAUGACAAUAUGGUUAGGUCUAAUGAAGAGGAUUAUAAUUAUUUUGAUUAUGAAGAAAAGGAUUCUGAUUAUCCAAAAGUACCCACAAAGCCCGUUAACUUGUUUAAUAAACUAAUUCAAGUACUUCAAAAGGUUGCUAAAGAAGAACGAAUGACGAACGAUUUACAAGGAGAAAGAGAAUUUAUACUGGAGAACCCUCAAGUAGAAAAAAUAAGUAAAAAAAUUUCAUCGAGAAGCUCUAGUCCAACGGCCAAGCUUCAACGACGUGGACAUGUAAAUGGAAGUGUAUAUUGGCGAUGUUAUUUCAACGCUGUUACUUGUUUUAAAAGAAAGUAAUUCAAAAUAUUAAAUAACAAUCAAUAAUUGACCAAGUAUUAAUUAUUUGAAAAUUUAUGUUUAAAUU
Messenger RNA from Chelonus insularis, 522 nucleotides. RefSeq names its product Allatostatin double C (gene AstCC). Bases 30 to 455 code for a protein of 141 amino acids. The transcript has 3 exons. The record is from RefSeq and is a predicted model, not a curated record. NCBI's taxonomy places the organism in Eukaryota, Metazoa, Arthropoda, Insecta, Hymenoptera, Braconidae.